Molecule: messenger RNA, 609 nt
Organism: Cyclospora cayetanensis
Lineage: Eukaryota; Apicomplexa; Conoidasida; Eucoccidiorida; Eimeriidae
Product: ADP-ribosylation factor-like protein 1
Exons: 5
Coding region: 1-609 (202 amino acids)
Biological process (GO): intracellular protein transport; vesicle-mediated transport
Cellular component (GO): Golgi apparatus; cytoplasm
Molecular function (GO): GTP binding; GTPase activity
Source: RefSeq, a predicted model, not a curated record
AUGGGAGCCUUCAACAGCUGCAUCGCCGGAACGCUUCGGCUCUGCUGUGCGAAGCGAGUACACCAGAUCCGCGUAGCCGGGCCCGCACAAGCAGGGAAGACUUCCAUCAUUAAGUGGAUGAAAUACAAGAGCUUCUUCAAACUUGCACCCACUGAGGGUCUGGAGGUCGAUCGAAUUGACUACCCGGAUACGGCUCUCGUUAUGUGGGACACGCGGCAACACUUUGAGGAUAUGGUUCGCCCUCACCAGUUGGAUAUCCGUUGCAUCAUUUUCGUGGUUGACAGUUCUGACCCUGGCCGGCUCCGUGUUGCAAAUCGCUCACUAGACAGGCUGAUGCGAGACCUGCCAAACGCUAGCAUCCUUCUUGUCUUCGCCACGAAGCAAGACAGACCCGGUGCCUUAUCGGUUGCCGAAAUUCAACACGAACUCAGCCUUCACCAACUUGUUGACAAAGAAUGCGGGGUCUUUGCCUGCAGUGCCAAGACCGGAGAGGGCAUAGAGGAGGGCAUAUCCUGGCUUAUCAGGCAACUCAAGCAGCAGGAUGGUGGGACCUGCGCAUGCGAGAGCGAUCAGGUGAUUCCUUGCUUCUUGCAGCAGUUGCCCGUUUGA